GUCAUAUUAGCACGACUGUGUUUUCGUUCCGGUUUUCGCGACGUAAAUUGAAGCUACUGUCAUCAUGGUGAUGUUUCCAAUUUCACUGACUGAAGAAGAAGAGGCUUUGCAAAAGAAAUAUGCGAAACUCAAGAAAAAGAGAAAGGCACUACUUGCACUUAAGAAGCAGAAUACAACCAACCAGACUAACCAGAGUGGAUUAAAACGGACACUGUCAGACCAGCCUGUCGUUGACACCGCCACAGCCACCGAGCAAGCCAAGAUGUUGAUCAAGUCGGGUGCAAUCAGCGCCAUCAAAUCGGAGAAUAAGAACUCUGGCUUUAAACGCUCUCGUAUGCUGGAGAUUAAACUGAAGGACCCUGAAAAAGGUCCAGUUCCUGCUUUCUUACCUUUCCAAAGGAGCGUCUCUACAGAUGAAGAGCAAGCUGAGUCGGGAAGGAGAUCCCACAGGAAGUCACUGUAUGAAAGCUUUGUCAGUUCGAGUGACAGAUACCGGGAUGAGGACGACGGGGGCGGCGUGUCCUCCAGCCGAGAGAUGGACAGAGACCGUGAUCGAGAGCGGGACAGAGAGCGAGAACGGGAAAGCAAUCGUGAUCGCGAGCGCGAGAGAGACCACGAGCGUGACAAAGAGCGAGAGAGGGACCGUGACAGGGAGCGGGGAAGAGACAGAGAAGGUGAAAGGGAUCGGGAGCGUGACAGGAACAGGGAGAGGGAUCGGAGCAGAGAGCGGAGCAGUGAGAGGGAUCGGGAGCGUGAGGGGGAAAGAGAGAGAGAUGGGUCCUUCAGACGGUCUGAUUCAUAUCCUGAGCGGCGAGUGAGAAAAGGGAACACGGUGUACGUUUAUGGAUCAGGUCUCUCUGAGGACAGCAUGCGCUCUGCUUUCUCUCAACAUGGCAACAUCAUUGACCUCUCCAUGGACAACCCACGCAAUUGUGCAUUCAUUACUUUUGAGAAGAUGGAGUCUGCAGAUUUGGCCGUAGCUGAGUUGAACGGGAGCACGGUGGGAGACGUUCACAUCAAAGUCAGCAUCGCCAGGAAGCAGCCCAUGCUGGACGCUGCCACUGGCAAAUCUGUGUGGGCCUCUCUGGCUGUGCACAACAGCACCAAAGGCUCUUACAGGGACAAAAGGAACCAGGUGGUGUACAGUGAAGAUUUCCUGUAGUGAAAACAAAGUAGACAUGAAAUGACAAGUAUUCACAUUUUGCAGUGAUGAAUUAUAAACAUCACAUGACAUAAAAAUGUGAUUUUAGUGCAGAUUUGGACUUUUAAAGGCUAUGGCCCAAAACCUUUAAUGGGCUGAGUUUAAAAAUGCAAUUUUCAGUUCAUUGACAACUAUAUUUUUUGUCUCUUUUUUUGGAUUUUGGUCACAAUCCACCAGUGUAAAAUCCAAAUCGAUGAAAAUUUUCACCUACUCUUUAGAUUUUGUCCAAGUGUAUCUUUGGCAGUACCUCUUUAUCUCUAUGAUCAGUUAGCCAACAGUGGAUGAAGGAUAAAUAUGAACGUUUUUCUGUAUAACUCAUUUGUACAAAGGCUUUGUUUGUCACACAGCUUUGCUUAAUAAAAGUAAAAGCAAUAUAAAGUAUGCCUACAUUUUUUUGUGAGUGGAAUCAGCACAGGUGUACAACUUUAUGUACAACUGUUAUGGGCUCAGGGAAAGCAUGGAUUUUUUUUCUCCAAAAGUAGUUCAGAUAAUACACAUUCACUCUAAAUCAGUAAUCAUUUAUAAAUACGUGAUAAUACAGGUGAAAUUUCAGAAUGAAGCUGUUACCUUUUUGUGAGUAGUGUGUCUUAUAACCUCAUUUGCCACUUCCCUGUGUCAUCUCCUUUGGUGUCUUCAGCCAAAACAUACCCAUUCACCAAAUGCUUCAAGUCCAAAUUUGUCCAGGGUAU
This is a messenger RNA of Dunckerocampus dactyliophorus (ringed pipefish), 1890 nucleotides long. RefSeq names its product negative elongation factor complex member E (gene nelfe). The transcript has 11 exons. NCBI's taxonomy places the organism in Eukaryota, Metazoa, Chordata, Actinopteri, Syngnathiformes, Syngnathidae. Gene Ontology annotation, molecular function: RNA binding. Gene Ontology annotation, cellular component: NELF complex. The coding region runs from base 65 to 1162 and encodes 365 amino acids. Gene Ontology annotation, biological process: negative regulation of transcription elongation by RNA polymerase II. The record is from RefSeq and is a predicted model, not a curated record.